CCCAGCAGCUGCCGCCUCGGGCGCUCCAAAGCAGCAGCAACGCGGGGGUGGGGGGCGCCGGAGGAGGAGGGCUGGGCGUUCAGCACACCGAGCAGACCGGGGCUCAGCAGACACCAAGCCUUUGCCCCCCCCCCAACCCCCCCUUAUGGCUACUAAAGCCUCCUCCCUCUCGGACGCCCUCUCCAGCGGUUUCCUGACCUGUACCAUAUGCCUGGAGCGUCUUCGCCAGCCCAAAAUCCUUCCGUGCCUCCACACCUAUUGCUAUGGCUGCUUGGAGAAGCUGGCGGGCGGCAGGCGAGAGAAGAAGCCGGAGCUGCAGUGCCCCGAGUGCCGAGAGUGGGUGCCCCUCCCGGGCGGUGUCAACAGCCUCAAGACCAACUUCUUCAUCAACGGCCUCCUGGACCUGGUCCGGCCCACGGGGAAGAGCGAGCCCACCUGCAGCCUGUGCCCACUGGUUGGCAAGGGAGCUGCCCAGCCGGCCGUCUCGCGCUGCUUGGACUGUGCCGACGACCUGUGCCAGGCCUGUGCCGGCGGCCACCGCUGCUCCCGGCUCACCCACGCCCACCGCGUCGUCGGCCUGGAGGGCUACCUCUCUGGGGAGCACGACGAGGAGGUCCGCGAGCGGCAGGCCUCCCGGUGCAAGGCCCACGUGGGGGAAGAGCUGAGGUUCUUCUGCACGCCCUGCGCCACGGCCCUGUGCCGGGAGUGCCGGCUGGGCCCCCACCUGCAGCACCCCUGCCUAUCCCUGGCCGAGGCGGCCGAGGCACGCCGCCCCGUCAUCGUGGGCCUCCUGUCCGGGGUGGAGGAGACAGUGUGUUGCAUGGCCAGGGGCCGGGCCGGCCUGGUGGCGGAGGUGGAGCGGCUGGAGGCGCAGGACGCCCAUGUCCGGAGAGCAGUGGAGGAGACGUGCUCCCAGGCGGUGGAGCGGCUGCUGCAUCGGCAGGAGGAGGUGCUAGGCCAGCUCUCGGAGUACGUGGAGGAGCGGAAGAAGGCCUCGGAGGCCCUGCGCUCGGAGCUGGAGCUGCAGGAGCAGGUGGCCUCCAGCACGGUGGCUUUUGCCCAGAAGGUGCUGAGCCUGGGCCGGGAGGCGGAGAUUGUCUCCUUGGAGCAGAUGAUCUCUGAGAGGCUGAGGCAGCUGCAGAGCUUCUCCUGGGAGCCCCUGACCUUCCGGUUGCCCCAGCUGGAAAUCCACCCAGACCUGCACAGCAGCCACAGCCUCUUUGGCCUGGAGUUCGGUGAGGACGGGAAGCCCCUGGGGAGCCCGGAGUGCCCCGAGGAGGAGGCCACCAAGGCAGCCAAGAAGAAGAAGAAGCUGCAACAGCCGCCCGCUGCGGAAGCAGAGGACCCUCCUGGCCAAGGCGCCCCCCAGCCACGUGUCCAGGCGGAAGCCCCUGUUCCUCUUCCCAGGGAGCCAGAAGCCCCCCACCUCGCCCCCAAGCCCCUCUUCUCCUGCAGCUUCUGGGUGAAGACCUCCACCGACAAGAAGCGCCCCCACGUGACGGGCCUUUGCCCAUUCGGUUCCAGCGAACUCCUGGUGGCCGACGAGCAGAACCGGAAGCUGAAGCGCUUCUCCCUGCAGGGGGACUUCAAGGGCACCAUCCCAGUGCCGAGCGACGUGGCCCCGUUCAGCGUGGCUGCCAUGGGCAGCAGAGUGGCCUUCACGGCAGGGUCGCAUCUCUACCUCUUAAAUGGGGAGGGAGGGCUCAUGUGGCAGAAGGUGCUCCAGCUGGGACAGGCCAGCCACGCGGUGGCCACGGUGGGUGGUGACCACGUGGCAGUGAGUGUGGCCGGACACCUCGAGGUGUACGACUUGGAAGGGCGUCUGGUAGAGAAGAUCGUGCCGGAAGGCAUCGCGGAGAGGUGCCUGGUGUUUCUGGCCAGCUGGAAGGGGGGAUUCGUGGCAUCUGACUGGUACCGUCGCAGUGUGGUGAUGUUCACCAGGAAAGGGGAACUGCUGGCUGAGUGGCGAGAGCAGCAGCUGGGCAAGUGCCAGCCUGGCGCAGUCUGCGCUGAUGCCACGGGGACCGUCUACGUGGUGCUGCGGGAGGUGAACAAGGUGAUUUCCUUCUCCAAGGGCAGGCAGGCGCUGGAGCCCUUCCUCGCAGCCGAGAACAGCAUUGACAAGCCACGGGUGGCCACGGUUGCUGGGGAUGGGCGCUUUGUGGUGGCCUUGAACAACGGGACGGUCCACGUCUUCAAGAUACGGUAUCAGGCCAAGUGAAUGGGGACUGGGGCAGGAUUGCGCUGGGGGAGCGUGGCCGAGCACGUGGCUUUUGGCGUGGGCUUGUUCCACGUGGGGGCAGGUGGCAGUUGCAGAGGCUGCCCAACCGGCAGAGAGGAGAUCGUCUACUGUCACUGAAGGCUUCCCACUGAGGGGCGGGGUGGGCGUGGCUACGCUGGCUUCAAACAUCCACUCUGCCUGUAAUUUUUACCCCUGUCUCGUGGUCGUGGUUCGCUGUGAGGUGGAUGUGUCUCUCCCCUGGGCAGCCUUGGUGGGUGGGUGGGAGCUGCUUUCAGCCUGCUUUGAGCAUAUAGCGCAGAUGUGUUCUGACAGAAGAGAGCGAGGGCGCACACCUCAGAGCGCAUCCCCGGAGAGAAGAGGUUGGUGAGGCCACGUGCUGUGCAGCCAAGGGGUGGUCACUAUCGCCAUGGCUUUCUCUGGGUGGGAGCUGCAUUUCAUUGCUGGAGGGACCUUGCGCCUGGAUGACUUUGCCUGGCAGAACGGAAGGGGGAUUUGGCUCCUGCUGCAGCAAGAACAACCAGGCUGGUUCCAAACGCAGCUCCCUUGAGAAGGUGUCUGUCUGGCUAACAACUGGAAACUCUCAGGGAAUGCCCGCACCCACCCCACUCCACAAACGUGCUGCAGGAAACCACAGUGGUGCAUCUAACGAAGAGACGGGAGUGGAGACACGUGUUUGGUUGCCCUAGAAAGCAGCCAAAUCACAGAGCUUCCGUAAGACAAAAGUAUUUAUUGCUGCAACCAUUAAGCAUUCGAAAAACGAAUGUGGAGCCGCAGUGAGUGGCACAAGGCCACGUGCCUCCUCUUGCAACAGCCCAUAAUGAGUUCCUGUCUUGGUGCCCCAGAAGUAGUGGUAAAACACUCACUUUCGGGAUCGCUUUGCUCUUCCACUGGGUCCAGCUUAGUUCCUUUGGCCUG
Molecule: messenger RNA, 3157 nt
Organism: Elgaria multicarinata webbii
Lineage: Eukaryota; Metazoa; Chordata; Lepidosauria; Squamata; Anguidae
Gene: TRIM56
Product: tripartite motif containing 56
Exons: 2
Coding region: 146-2221 (691 amino acids)
Biological process (GO): protein monoubiquitination
Molecular function (GO): zinc ion binding; ubiquitin protein ligase activity
Source: RefSeq, a predicted model, not a curated record